AUGUCUUUUGUACCCAUCGUUUGUGGGAAGAAAGAUUGGGACAAGCAAUACGACCAGUCCACUCAGUACAGCUCGCUUUAUUGUCCCAACUGCCACAAUUUUAACGUACAUCCGGUCAAAAGAAGGGAAUUCAUAUCUAUUUGGUUCAUCCCUGUCUUCCCAAUUUUCAUAGGUAAGCAGCUUGUUUGUCCCACAUGCAACUGGCGCCAGGAUUUCAAGAACGAUGAGCAGCUGCAAAAAGUCGUGCGUGAGCAACAAAACAUACGACAAGGGAAAACAGGCGGUUGA
Lachancea lanzarotensis is the source of this 288-nucleotide messenger RNA. RefSeq names its product LALA0S09e03268g1_1. The transcript has a single exon. The record is from RefSeq and is a predicted model, not a curated record. Lineage: Eukaryota; Fungi; Ascomycota; Saccharomycetes; Saccharomycetales; Saccharomycetaceae. Bases 1 to 288 code for a protein of 95 amino acids.